This is a messenger RNA of Trypanosoma grayi, 372 nucleotides long. RefSeq lists its product as hypothetical. The record is from RefSeq and is a predicted model, not a curated record. The transcript has a single exon. Lineage: Eukaryota; Euglenozoa; Kinetoplastea; Trypanosomatida; Trypanosomatidae. Bases 1 to 372 code for a protein of 123 amino acids.
AUGGCACUCGCGUCUGCGGCUGCUGCGGGCCUCCUCGCGUCGUGGCAGCACCGCCGCAUCUACCGCGUGUGGCGGCUGCGGCACCCCAGACGCGUGGCACAGCAGCGGCGGCUCAUGUGGGGCUCUGCGGCGUCGAGCGUGGCACUGCUGCUGCUGCUGGUGAGCCCGGUGGGGUGCAUGGCUCUGCACGAGGCUCGACACAAUGAUGCGCGGCGGCUUGACGACAUUGCGGUGCGGGCGCUUGUGCUGAAGCAACGCUACGAGGCAGCAGCGACAUCCGGGAGAAAGGAAGCGGGGGACGUCUACGAUCGCUGUGAGAAGGACUGGGCUGCGCUCAUGAAGGAGCGUGUGGCCAUUGACGAGAAUGUCUAA